This is a messenger RNA of Daucus carota subsp. sativus, 1448 nucleotides long. RefSeq names its product bifunctional protein FolD 2. NCBI's taxonomy places the organism in Eukaryota, Viridiplantae, Streptophyta, Magnoliopsida, Apiales, Apiaceae. The transcript has 5 exons. The coding region runs from base 214 to 1113 and encodes 299 amino acids. The record is from RefSeq and is a predicted model, not a curated record. Gene Ontology annotation, cellular component: cytosol. Gene Ontology annotation, molecular function: methylenetetrahydrofolate dehydrogenase (NADP+) activity; methenyltetrahydrofolate cyclohydrolase activity. Gene Ontology annotation, biological process: tetrahydrofolate interconversion.
AAUGGCAAUCCAUCUUAAUCGGAGAUUUUUAGAACACCGGUCGAAAGUGAUCGGGUAGCAUAGCUGUGCUAUUUCACCGACCACCGCAAGAGAGAGCACAAAUAAGUACUGUACUACUACACCCCAAGCUACGGAUAUUAUAUCCUCCUCGUAUUUUGUGCCUUACCUAUAGUACAUACACUGAUACAUUUGCUCAAUCAACUUGUUUCAAAAAUGGCGUCGCCGUCGGAUCACCAUGCCACCGUCAUCGACGGCAAGGCAAUAGCUCAGACUAUCCGAUCUGAAAUCGCGUCGGAAGUUAGCAUUCUCUCCGAAAAGUACUCCAAAGUCCCAGGAUUGGCUGUUGUGAUUGUAGGAUGUAGGAAGGAUUCUCAGAGCUAUGUGAGCAUGAAAAGGAAGGCAUGUGCCGAAGUUGGGAUUAAAUCCUUCGACAUAGAUCUUCCGGAGGACGUACCUGAGGCUGAAUUGAUUGCCAAGGUAGAUGAGUUAAAUGCAAAUCCUCAAGUACACGGUAUACUUGUCCAGCUUCCACUACCAAAACAUAUAAAUGAAGAGAAAAUAUUAUCUCAAAUCAGCCUCGAGAAGGAUGUCGAUGGCUUUCAUCCUCUGAACAUUGGCAAGCUUGCCAUGAAAGGAAGAGACCCCCUGUUUCUUCCUUGCACUCCUAAGGGAUGUCUUGAACUUUUGUCAAGAAGUGGUAUUAGCAUUAAGGGGAAGAAGGCAGUAGUGGUGGGUCGAAGUAACAUUGUUGGAUUACCAGUUUCACUUCUACUUCUUAAGGCGGAUGCCACUGUUACUGUAGUCCACUCACGUACUCCAGAUCCAGAGAGUUACAUACGUGAAGCAGACAUAGUGAUUGCUGCAGCAGGACAGGCAAUGAUGAUAAAAGGAAGCUGGAUAAAGCCUGGGGCUGCUGUGAUUGAUGUUGGGACCAAUGCUGUUAAUGAUCCAAGUCGAAAGUCAGGGUAUAGGCUUGUGGGAGAUGUUGAUUUUCAGGAAGCUUGUAAGGUAGCCGGUUGGAUUACACCUGUUCCAGGAGGCGUAGGACCACUGACUGUUGCAAUGUUACUCCAAAAUACUUUGGAAGGUGCCAAGCGAGUGAUCGGGCAGUAAAUUUCAGUAAAUUUAUGUUGUUACUUGCUAGAGGCGUCAAGGUCUGAACAGUUCUAAAGAACAACCCUUGGUGGAUGAAAUUUUCACUCUCUCUAGUGUUUGCUGCGACUGGCAAGUUGCAGAUAUGUAUUAUUUUUUUGAGUUGAAGGUAUGCAUAUCGAAGGUUAGCUCUAGUCAGCCUUCUUGCAAUCUGCAACUAACGCAAAUGAUAAAACCCCUUCUCAUGGUCUUAUUCUAUGUAGGGUUCACUAAGUAUAUUCUGCUAUGUUCAUCAAGUAACCUGUUGUGAUUUUGUAAUGUAAAUAAAAUAUCUUUGUCUCGAACUAUUUCUUUCA